UCUUUGGUCAUUUUUCCAGCUUUGAAUUCCUGUGUACAUUACAAGCAUAUACUCUCUUACAUUUACUUUAAUAAUAUUAUUUCUGCAUUAACUCUCCGAGAAUGGCGCCACUAUCGCCAAGCGUGGCCGACUACGUGCAGUCAGCAAAGGCCGGUAUCGAGUCUAUAGAGCACAUAGACGACCUCAUUCGCGAGUACCUCUUGUUUCGCGGCUUCAAAAGCACGCUAAAGACACUGGAGGAGGACCUAGCGCGCGACCAGGACAAGGGCUUUAAGGCGGACAAAAUUGUCGACGACCUACUGACAAUGGCCACAGAGCUCAAAGUCGAAGAGCUCCUUUCAUAUUGGGAGUACCUCACCUUACGGUUCUUUUCGCACCUCAGCCCAAAGUACCACCGCACAACGAGGAUGUUUGAAAAGCGGCUGAUUCGGCUGUUCCUGGUUUCGGCCGUCAAUGCAGACAAGCGGCGGCGGAUCCGCGAGUUCAUGGAUGUGCACGGGCAUGUGCUCGGGCAGCAGGGCGGGGAUUGGAUUCCGUGGCUGGGGCUUGAGUAUGUGGAGAAGCCGAUGGGCCGACCCGAGUUCGAGGCGUACUUCAGCCCUGACUGGUAUACAAGUCUGCGCACCGCGCUGGUUGACUUUGUGCAAACCGUGUUUCCGGCAAUGGCAGUGCCGCGCAUUAUGCUGUUUGACAGGGAGCGCAGGGAAAGAGAGGUGCUGCAGCGCAGGAUAAAACUCUACGAGGACCAGCUUAACGGCGAGACCAGGAUAAAGUCGCUCGAGCACAUAGCUAGCGGCUCGGGGCUUGUCGAGGACCACAUUGGCAGCGUGGAUAUGGUCAAAAGCCCUGUCAUGCAGGCUGCAGAAACUGUGGUUGUCCCCAGGGAGUCUUUGGACAUUGGCCAGCCCAUCGGCAUUAUCCAGACGAACGAGCCGGUCAGUUUGCUCAAGAUCAGCCGCGAGGACAUUUUCCUUGAGCACAAUUCUGGGAUCAGCCUGGCCAAGUUUUCGGUGACUGGCGAUCUCAUUGCCAGCUACGACGACGAAUCCAUACUGAAGGUCUGGUCGCCCGAGCCUUUGUCUGCGGCAGCCAGACUGAAAAACGAGCUGAACUUUACCGUCAACGCGAUGGCAUGGGACAAGAAGCAUGCGCACCUACUGUAUCUGUACGACGAGGACGGCUACAUCCACACGCUCAACACCAACACAAACCUGAUGAGCCGCCAGCUGGUAUUCGAGAAGAAGCACCCGUGGAUCCAGGCUAUGCUGGCGAGCUCGGUCAGCUCGGCGCUGCUGACGGUCAACUCGGCCAAGCCUGAGGGCACAUCGGACGUGCUGCUGCAGAUCUGGGACGCAAGCUCCAGCAAAACCCUGGGCACCAAAAGACUCAGCGGCGGUGUGGACUCGCAGGGAAUCAGCGCGGCGCUCAAUCACAACGGGUACCUGGCUGCGCUGGCGUACAACACCGGCCAUGUGCGCGUACUGGACACGCGGAGCAUGGAGACGGUUGCCAAGCUGGACACCAAGCGCAAGGACCUGUGCGCAAUCGAGUUCAGCCUCAACGAGGACUCACUAAUGGCGGUCACCGAGGAGGGCAGGCUGACGCAGUGGUCGCUGCGGAAGAAUAACCAGAUGCUCGCCGAGUCCAGUCUGGGCAUUGCUGCGGGCUCUGAGGGCGGAGCUGCUGCUGCUGCUGCUGCCGACUCGCGCUUGGACUGUGACCGUGUGGUUUUUACGCCUGAUAGAGAGAACAUUGUCGUUGCUCCUCGCGAACAAUGCCUCGUGUUCAAUGUUGAUUCGGCUGUGCUCACUGAUGCCACACGGCGGCACAAGGAUUUGAUUUCAUGCAUUGAUUUUGCCGCCGAGCGGUCGCUGUCUGCGAGUGAGGACGGCACUAUCCGUGUCGCGCAAUACCGCAAGGUCUGAAAAAAAAUUAUUUUUAGUUAGUGUAUUUUUACACUAUCGCUUGUAAUUAUUUUUAUAAAAAAGGUCUUGGCAGAAAGACCAAGCUGCGGUUUUGUGUGUUCUUUAAGGCUUUGUGGCCUGUUGAACUUUGACACAUUCUCGGCGCCGUACGAGCGAUAUCUCGGCGCAAGGGCGCCUUUGGGGGGUGGGCGAGAGGCAGGGAGAGUGCGGUGAUGGGGCCUUUUGGGGUGGCGGCAAGCCGGCAACGUGACGUCGUGCGAGAAGGCAAAGCGCAUGUGACGCGCCGAUGUGCGAUUGUAAAGGGAAGAUGCGAGCGACGAACAUUGCAGAGAAAAACGAAGCGUAUAAUAUUUUUGCCCGCUUUUCCUCCCCUCC
Molecule: messenger RNA, 2300 nt
Organism: Kickxella alabastrina
Lineage: Eukaryota; Fungi; Kickxellomycota; Kickxellomycetes; Kickxellales; Kickxellaceae
Product: WD40-repeat-containing domain protein
Exons: 1
Coding region: 102-1925 (607 amino acids)
Biological process (GO): early endosome to late endosome transport
Cellular component (GO): extrinsic component of endosome membrane; late endosome membrane; early endosome membrane
Molecular function (GO): phosphatidylinositol 3-kinase regulator activity; protein binding
Source: RefSeq, a predicted model, not a curated record